Messenger RNA from Adineta ricciae, 1221 nucleotides. NCBI's taxonomy places the organism in Eukaryota, Metazoa, Rotifera, Eurotatoria, Adinetida, Adinetidae. The record is from the annotation of a GenBank genome assembly.
AUGUCAACAAUACUUUCAUCAUCAUCAUCAUCGACAAUUUCCAAUCGCUUAACAAUUAUCGCGAAUGACAAUGCCGAUGAAGAAGAUCAAUUAAAUCGAAUUAAUCUUCAAGCACUACAAAAUCGUGAUCCGUACAUUACAAAGAUCAUCGAUCAAGCGCAACGCGUCUGUGUUUAUAAAUUUCUUGCCGAUAAACGCGAAUGGGAACGAAAAGAUCUCGAAGGCACAUUAUUUGUCUACGAAAGGACGUGUGAACCCUACCAUGGCUUUGUUAUACUAAGUACUGUGUCACGAGAAACGUUCGUACAAGUGAUCAAAGCAUCCAUGGAAUUCAAACAUUCGCCUAAUUAUGAAGCAUUUCUUCAGUAUAAAGUUGAUGUUGGAGAUAUCUAUGGCAUUUGGUUUAUUUCGAAAACCGAUUGUCCGCGGGUGACCGAAUGUUUGAAACGGUUGACAAUUAAAGCUAAAGAAAUGGAACAAUCGAACGAUAAUUCAUCUUUGUCGAUCAGUUCCGGCUCAUCAGAUAUAUUUUCUCUUCUAAACAAUGCCAAAGAAAAAUUUCAAGAAACAAAACGUAAACAAGAUUCAGUCGUUAUCGAUCCGGCAACAUCGAUGCCAGCUGCACUAUUACGUCUAUUUUCAACACAGGACACAGUAACACCGGGAACGAAUAAUGACGAACGCGAACAAGAACUGAAGAAAACGUUGGGAAUCGUAGGAAAGCCAGCAUUGAGUGUAACCGAACUGGAAAAGAAACUAUUUCAUCCACCUUCAUCAACCAUAGAAACAACGAAAUCAAUAGUAAAUACCCAUUCUCUGGACAAUCUUGUCAAACCUGUACCAAUUCUAAAUAAAGCCGCCAUGCCAGUCCAACCUCAUCUGACAUCACCGACUACGACUGAUUGGACACUGUCAAAUCAAAGGCUCAACAACGGAUUCGAUGCUCAUUCCAAUACUCAUGGUCGUCUAAUGACACCAUCAGAAUUUCAAACUAUUCACCCGAUUCAAUCACCAGUUCUCAUUGCUCCUAGCCAAAUCGCAUCCAGUCCAUCAUCGUAUUGCCAUUGUCAAAAUUCAUCGAAUUCAUCAACAGAUCGUUUUUCAAAAGAUGCACUUCGAAAACUUCUAGUCGAUAUGCUUCAAAAUGACGAAGAAUUCUUGACUGGACUACACAAUGCAUAUGUAGAAAAACAAAAUAGUCUCCAUCGAAUUUUCUCCUGA